This is a messenger RNA of Vicia villosa (hairy vetch), 1478 nucleotides long. Its product is annotated as 1-aminocyclopropane-1-carboxylate oxidase homolog 4-like. The transcript is spliced from 2 exons. The record is from RefSeq and is a predicted model, not a curated record. The coding region runs from base 59 to 1141 and encodes 360 amino acids. Lineage: Eukaryota; Viridiplantae; Streptophyta; Magnoliopsida; Fabales; Fabaceae.
UAAGAACAAACCACCACUCCAUUAUGUGCAAUCAAAGCUACAAAAAAAAAAAAAAAACAUGGCAGCUUAUGACAGAGCAAAAGCAGUGAAGGAAUUCGACGACUCCAAAAUAGGUGUAAAAGGUCUCUCCGAUUCCGGCAUCAAAACCAUUCCACAAAUUUUCAUCCACCCACCACAAACACUUUCCGACCUAAAAUCUUCCUCCAACAAAACCACUUCAAUCCCACUCAUCGACCUCUCCAACGUAGCUUCACCAAACCACCGACCAAACAUCCUCAACCAAAUCAAACAAGCAGCCAAAACAUGGGGAUUCUUCCAAAUCAUAAACCACAACGUAAACUUGUCCGUUCUCGAAAGCACCAUCGAAGCCAUCGAGUCUUUCCAUAACCAACCACACGAAACAAAGUCCAAGUACUACAAACGAGAAGAAGGACGUGGAGUCAUGUAUGCAAGUAACAACGACUUGUAUAGAACAACCGCUGCCAGCUGGCAUGAUUCUCUGCAAGCGUGGAUGGCGCCGGAGACACCGGAAUCUGAGGAGUUGCCGGAGAUUUGUAGGAAGGAGAUGAUUGAAUGGGAUUUGAACUGUGUUGGAGUUGCUGAAAUGGUUUUUGAGUUGUUGUCUGAAGGGUUGGGGUUGGAAAGUGGAAGGUUGAAGGAGUUGAGUUUUGGUGAAAGUAGAGUGAUGGUGGGACAUUGUUAUCCUUACUGUCCUCAACCGGAUUUGACUAUGGGUAUUACACCGCAUACAGAUCCUGGUGCGAUUACGUUGUUGUUGCAGAAUCAAGUGCCGGGGUUGCAGGUGGAGCACGGCGGUGAGUGGGUGGAUGUUAACCCCGUGCACGGCGGUAUCAUUGUUAAUAUCGGCGAUUUUCUUCAGAUAAUUUCUAAUGGGGAGUAUACGAGUGUACAACACAGGGUGUUGGCUAAUUCACAUGAGAAAUCAAGAAUCUCAAUUGUGAUGUUCUUGAAUUUGAGUAAAUGGAGACAAGAUGGUUACCAUGGGCCUCUUCCUGAGUUGGUGUCCUCAGAGAAACCACCAAAUUAUCGAGAUUUCACUCUGCAAGAAUUUAUUGACAACUUUUAUAGCAAGGGAAUUGAUACCAAGUCUUUCAUAGACAAAGUUAAAAUUCAAAACUGAAACGCAACUACAUAUAUUGGGCAAAAAUUAUACUUUAAAAUUGUCCUUACAAUCAUGAAUCUGACUAUCGAGUUGUAUUUGAAAUCAAAGUUUUUUUUUUUUGUGUGCAAGAGAUGUAAUAUAUGUAACAAGUUAUUAUGUCUUAAAGGGAUGAAUCAUAUCUAUAUGUAUUGUGUUACGACCCAAGAGAAUAUUGGGCUCAUAAGUGAGCAAGAGAAGCCUCAUCAGAGGUUGACAUGUGAGCUCAAAUCAUCAGCAUUUUUUUAUAAAAGGCGCUAUUAAUUUUUUUAUAAAAGACAUUUGCAGCAACACCAGACAGAUUUCAUAAAUAAUCAAA